UUCUGUUUGAAACCUGACGUGGAUGAUGCUGCCAGAGCUGAACCACUGAUCAGAGCCUGUGAAAAAGUCCCAUCUUUGCCUUGGCCAUCGGUUGAGAUAGGAUGGAAGACUCUUACAAGGACAGGACUUCACUGAUGAAGGGCGCCAAGGACAUCGCCAGAGAGGUGAAGAAACAAACAGUAAAGAAGGUGAAUCAAGCUGUGGACCGGGCCCAGGACGAAUAUACCCAGAGGUCCUACAGUCGGUUCCAAGACGAAGAAGAAGAGGACGAUGACUAUUACCCUCCCGGAGAAACCUAUGAUGGGGAAGCCAAUGAUGAUGAAGGCUCAAGUGAAGCUACUGAGGGUCAUGAUGAAGAUGAUGAAAUCUACGAAGGGGAGUAUCAGGGCAUCCCCAGUAUGAACCAAGGGAAGGACAGCAUAGUGUCGGUGGGGCAGCCCAAGGGCGAUGAGUACAAGGACCGACGAGACCUGGAGUCAGAGAGGAGAGCUGACGAGGAAGAGCUAGCCCAGCAGUAUGAGCUGAUAAUCCAAGAGUGUGGUCACGGUCGCUUUCAGUGGGCCCUUUUCUUUGUCCUGGGCAUGGCUCUGAUGGCAGAUGGUGUGGAGGUGUUUGUCGUUGGCUUCGUGUUGCCCAGUGCUGAGACAGACCUAUGCAUACCUAAUUCUGGGUCCGGUUGGCUAGGCAGCAUAGUGUACCUCGGGAUGAUGAUGGGGGCGUUCUUCUGGGGAGGACUGGCAGACAAAGUGGGAAGGAGACAGUCUCUUCUGAUUUGCAUGUCUGUCAACGGAUUCUUUGCCUUCCUUUCUUCAUUUGUCCAAGGCUAUGGCUUCUUUCUCUUCUGUCGCUUACUGUCUGGAUUCGGGAUCGGAGGAGCCAUCCCCACCGUGUUCUCCUACUUUGCCGAGGUGCUGGCUCGGGAGAAGCGGGGGGAGCAUCUGAGCUGGCUCUGCAUGUUCUGGAUGAUCGGCGGCAUCUACGCCUCUGCCAUGGCCUGGGCCAUCAUCCCGCACUACGGGUGGAGCUUCAGCAUGGGGUCGGCCUACCAGUUUCACAGUUGGCGUGUGUUUGUCAUCGUGUGUGCGCUGCCCUGCGUCUGCUCCGUGGUGGCCCUCACAUUCAUGCCUGAAAGCCCACGGUUCUUGCUGGAGGUUGGAAAACAUGAUGAAGCGUGGAUGAUUCUGAAGCUGAUUCACGACACGAACAUGAGAGCACGAGGCCAGCCUGAGAAGGUCUUCACGGUAAACAAAAUCAAAACCCCUAAACAAAUAGAUGAGCUGAUUGAAAUUGAGAGUGACACAGGGACCUGGUACAGGAGGUGUUUUGUUCGGAUCCACACGGAACUGUAUGGAAUUUGGUUGACUUUUAUGAGAUGUUUCAACUACCCAGUCAAGGAAAAUACAAUAAAGCUUACAAUUGUUUGGUUCACCCUGUCCUUUGGGUACUAUGGAUUAUCUGUUUGGUUCCCUGAUGUCAUUAAACAUCUGCAGUCCGAUGAAUAUGCAUUGCUAACCAGAAAUGUGGAGAGAGAUAAAUAUGCAAAUUUCAGUAUUAACUUUACAAUGGAAAAUCAGAUUCAUACUGGAAUGGAAUACGACAACGGCAGAUUCCUAGGGGUCAAGUUCAAAUCCGUAACUUUCAAAGAUUCAGUUUUUAAGUCCUGCACCUUUGAGGAUGUGACUUCAGUCAACACCUACUUCAAGAACUGCACAUUUAUUGAUACUGUUUUUGACAACACAGAUUUUGAACCAUAUAAAUUCAUUGACAGUGAAUUUAAAAACUGCUCAUUUUCUCACAACAAGACGGGAUGCCAGAUUACCUUUGAUGAUGAUUAUAGUGCCUACUGGAUUUAUUUUGUCAACUUCCUGGGGACAUUGGCGGUGUUGCCAGGGAAUAUCGUGUCUGCUCUCCUGAUGGACAGAAUCGGGCGCUUAACAAUGCUAGGUGGCUCUAUGGUACUUUCGGGGAUCAGCUGUUUCUUCCUUUGGUUUGGCACCAGCGAAUCCAUGAUGAUAGGCAUGCUGUGCCUGUACAAUGGAUUGACCAUCUCGGCCUGGAACUCUCUUGAUGUGGUCACUGUGGAACUGUACCCCACAGACCGGAGAGCAACAGGCUUCGGCUUCUUGAAUGCACUAUGCAAAGCAGCAGCCGUCCUGGGCAACUUAAUAUUUGGCUCCCUGGUUGGCAUCACCAAAGCAAUCCCCAUCCUGCUGGCUUCUACUGUGCUCGUGUGUGGAGGACUCGUGGGGCUGCGCCUGCCUGACACACGAACCCAGGUUCUGAUGUAACGGGAAAAAAGCCAUCCUUCCUGUGUCUCCUCCGCCCGCCCUGGGUCAGUUCGCCUGACUGACUCAAGGCUUCAGAGUUUUCCCAUAUAGAAAGAUGAUCCAGUAUCAGAACACAGACUGUUGCUGUGACUUAAAAAUUUAGAUGCAUACCAUCU
Molecule: messenger RNA, 2443 nt
Organism: Lemur catta (Ring-tailed lemur)
Lineage: Eukaryota; Metazoa; Chordata; Mammalia; Primates; Lemuridae
Gene: SV2C
Product: synaptic vesicle glycoprotein 2C
Exons: 12
Coding region: 102-2288 (728 amino acids)
Biological process (GO): chemical synaptic transmission; transmembrane transport
Cellular component (GO): membrane
Molecular function (GO): transmembrane transporter activity
Source: RefSeq, a predicted model, not a curated record